This is a messenger RNA of Fukomys damarensis (Damara mole-rat), 7602 nucleotides long. It is a transcript of the gene Traf6, whose product is annotated as TNF receptor associated factor 6. Gene Ontology annotation, cellular component: plasma membrane signaling receptor complex. The coding region runs from base 23 to 1654 and encodes 543 amino acids. Gene Ontology annotation, molecular function: ubiquitin protein ligase activity; zinc ion binding; tumor necrosis factor receptor binding. The transcript is spliced from 6 exons. NCBI's taxonomy places the organism in Eukaryota, Metazoa, Chordata, Mammalia, Rodentia, Bathyergidae. The record is from RefSeq and is a predicted model, not a curated record. Gene Ontology annotation, biological process: protein K63-linked ubiquitination; interleukin-1-mediated signaling pathway; tumor necrosis factor-mediated signaling pathway.
AGAAAUUGCUAAUCAAGUUACUAUGAGUCUGUUAAACUGUGAAAACAUCUGUGGAUCCAGCCAGUCUGAAGGUGACUGCUGUGCUGCCAUGGCCACCACCUGUGGCACCACAGCAAAAGAUGACAGUGUGAGCGGAAUGACCAGCACCAGCACAGGGAACCUGUCCAGCUCCUUCAUGGAAGAGAUCCAGGGAUAUGAUGUCGAGUUUGACCCGCCCCUGGAAAGCAAGUACGAGUGCCCCAUCUGCUUGAUGGCCCUGCGGGAAGCCGUGCAGACACCCUGUGGCCAUCGGUUCUGCAAGGCCUGCAUCAUCAAAUCGAUAAGGGAUGCAGGUCACAAAUGUCCGGUUGACAACGAAAUUCUGCUGGAAAAUCAACUAUUUCCUGACAAUUUUGCAAAACGAGAGAUUCUGUCUCUGAUGGUAAAGUGUCCAAAUGAAGGCUGUUUGCACAAGAUGGAAUUGAGGCAUCUUGAGGACCAUCAAGCACUCUGUGAGUUUGCUCUUGUGAACUGUUCCCAAUGCCAACACCCCUUUCAGAAAUGCCAGUUGAAUGUUCACAUCCUCAAGGAUUGUCCAAGGAGACAGGUUUCUUGUGUAAACUGUGCUGUAUCCAUGCCUUUUGAAGAAAAAGAGAUCCAUGACCAGAACUGUCCUUUGGCAAAUGUCAUCUGUGAAUACUGCCACACCAUGCUCAUCAGAGAACAGAUGCCUACUCACUAUGAUCUAGACUGCCCUACAGCCCCAAUCCCCUGCACCUUCAGUACUUUUGGUUGCCAUGAAAAGAUGCAGAGGAAUCACUUGGCACGCCACCUGCAAGAGAAUACCCAGUCACACAUGAGAAUGUUGGCUCAGGCUGUUCAUAGUUUAAACCUUGCUUUAACUCCCGUGCCUCCACGUGAUCUGCUUCCAUAUGAUGCUGCCUCUCUGCCCCGGGUUUCCUCUGGGUGCCACCCAGAGGUCCAGAAUUUCCAAGAAACCAUUCAGCAGUUAGAGGGUCGCCUUGUAAGACAGGACCAUCAAAUCCGGGAGCUGACUGCUAAAAUGGAAACUCAGUAUAUGUACGUAAAUGAGCUUAAACGAACUAUUCGAACCCUGGAGGACAAAGUCGCUGAAAUUGAAGCACAACAGUGCAAUGGGAUUUACAUUUGGAAGAUUGGCAACUUUGGCAUGCACUUAAAGUCUCAAGAAGAGGAGAAACCUGUUGUCAUCCAUAGCCCUGGAUUCUACACAGGCAAACCUGGGUACAAACUGUGCAUGCGCCUGCACCUUCAGUUACCAACUGCUCAGCGCUGUGCAAACUAUAUAUCCCUCUUUGUCCACACAAUGCAAGGAGAGUAUGACAGCCAUCUCCCUUGGCCCUUCCAGGGUACCAUACGCCUUACAAUUCUUGAUCAGUCUGAAGCCUCAAUAAGGCAGAACCACGAAGAGGUAAUGGAUGCCAAACCAGAGCUGCUCGCCUUCCAGCGGCCCACAAUCCCACGGAAUCCAAAAGGUUUUGGCUAUGUAACUUUCAUGCACUUGGAAGCCCUAAGACAAAGAACUUUCAUUAAGGAUGAUACGUUGUUAGUGCGCUGUGAGGUUUCUACCCGCUUCGACAUGGGCGGACAUCGAAAGGAGGGUUUUCAGCCUCGGAGUACUGAUGCAGGGGUGUAGCAUCCUUUCAUUUGUUUAAAAAGAAGAACUGGGAAAAGUGCCUUUCCUUGCCUUAUGUUUGAUAAUAAUGUACAAACAAAACCAGUGGAGAAGGAGUAAUACCAAUGAAUGUUCUUGAAGAGGCCACUUGCUGCAUCCGCCUGUUACAAAUAUCUUACUCAGUUUUUCCUUGGGAAUCUAUCUCCGUAUUUCAUGUUUUUCCAGAAAUGUUAUAUUUGAAAUGCCUUUGGCAGCAGCAGCUACUUCAUCAGUUAGUGUACCUCUUUGUUGUAGUUUCAUGGUCAUCUGCCCCGUUGUUGUCAAAAACAACAACAACAAAAAAACAAGUAUAAAAAAACAGUGCUAAAGCUCAAACCUUUGACAGUAAUGAGCUUUGCUUAAAAACUUUGGCUUAUUUUUAUGUUAUUGUAUGAAAUAUAUGAAAUGUGACAUCACUACCGCCUGUACUAGUGCCAGUGAAAGAGUGACUGCUCUGAAAAGUUAAGUUCUCAUUUUAUUUGACCUCUUACAGAUUUCAGAGGAUUUUAACCACAAUCCUUAGAAACCUUAAGUUCUCAUUUACAUUGUUUCUUCCCUCCUGAUGUUUACUGAGAAUACUCAGGGACUGCUUUAAAUCCUGAGUAUGGCCUUAUUUAGUGUAAACAUGUCUGUUAAAUAACCUGUUUAAGUGUUUCAUUCUGCCUUGCUUACAGAUUUCCUUGAGGCCACAAAGUGGCGUCUUCCCCAGAGUUUAUAAUGCUGAGUCCCAUGUAGACCCCAGUGCCUCAAUGUUACAUCAUGGAUCCAUCCCUUUUUGUCUGUUCAGCACAGAGUGAAUUCCACAGCCCUGGAUGUCUUCUGUUUGUUUUAUGCUCACAAAAUCACAGGCAUAAAAAUGAAAACUGACUCAGCUUGUUAACUAUCCUGACAUCUCACUGGCAAUAACAGAAGUUAAAGCUAUAUGAGCUACAAAUAUUCAGCCCUUUUGACUACCUUCUGGCUUAUUUUAUUGUUACAAAAUUGAUUUCCUAAAAACAGGGUUUUUUUGGGGGGGUUGUUUGUUUCUUUGUUUAGUUAUGCAGUCUUUGAAGGUACCAGAGAAAUCAUUAAACCAAGGUUGAAAGCUGUAGAGAGGAUGAUACAGCAUGACCUGGCUUGAGUGGGUGGCUUUAGUCCAGUUAUUGUAGGUUCCGAGGAGGGUUCUGUAGAAUGUGCUGAGGUGAGGAAUCGAUAGGAUCCCCCACUGCUGCUUUCCACAAAAGUAUUCAAAGUCUGAAUGAAGGUAAUGAGAGAUGGUACUGUAUGUCCAAGAGGCAGUGCUUGAGAUCUUCUUUAAUUUCAAGAGGAAGUUCAGGGUCGUUGUGGAGAGGAGUCUGGUUCUCCAUUUUGAGUAACUAGCAAGCGUCACUGUGACCUUUCCCUGUAUUUUCCUCUCUACCCCCUUAAUACCCUGUCCCAUGUUAAAGCUCUUGCUCUGUUAUAGAGUGACAACGACAGUCAGGAAAAGACCCUGUUCCCUGCACCACAUGCACACUACUGGUUCAUCACUAGUUACCAGUUUAUUUCCUGACAGUUUGUGUCCCUUCGCUGUUUUCCCCAAACAGCUCCUGAGAAUCAUCACAGUACCACCACCAAGUAGGGAAACCUGUGCUGCUGUUAUUCCUGUCAUUAUUUUUCAGUGAAUAAAUAAUCAAAUUCCAUUUAAAAAGUAAGCAACAGUUAUUUUUGUAUUUGGAUAGAAAUAGCCUGAAAGAAAUAUCCUAAAUUAUUUUUGAUGGCUUAUUUUUUUGUGCAUUCUUGCACUUUUUACAUUUUCUACAAUAAACGUGUACUCUUAUUAGAGAAGAAAAUUCAUUGUUGCCACAGAAUGUCAACUCCUCAUUUUAAAAAGGAAGUGAUAUUUAAAAGCUUCCUGGCUAAAUUUCUAUUAAAAGCAUGUCUCUGCAUUAGGUACUAAGAGGAGUUAUUUCCUGCCUUGGUUGUGUUUUUUUAUUUUUUAUUUUAUUUUAUUUUAUUUAUUUAUUUUUUUGCAUAGAAACCUUAAAAACUUCUUUUUGCCUGCCUUUUAACUUUUGUUAGCUUCAGGUUUCACAUUUGUAAAAUAAGUUGGACUGACUGUUUCAAUGGCCCCUUCCAGCCAUAAGCUGUCUUAAGAAAUUGAGUUUUAGCCCACAGAAUGUUCAUAAUACCUAUCAAAGGAUUUUACUGGUAGAAAAUUGCUUUAACUUUCUCUUUGCUGGCACUAAUGCUUUAUUUCAAGUUAGUGUCCAUCCACUAGGUCACCUCUAAGUGAGCAAUUUUUGUAAUUCCCAACAUCUGGCAUUUUGUAAUAAACCAGUUAUUUUAUACUGGUCAUUUAUGGUGGAGACAGAGUAGAGCCAACAGCCAGGUGGUCAUUCAAAUGGAAAGUUUUUGACAAGAGUCAACGUGGAAUUGAGUCCAAACCUAGAAAUUGAUUUCUUCUUUAUGUUUAAAUUUCCUACCCCAUUCGUAAGCAUGCCAGUUUCACCAAAUAAGUCUACAAGCAUUUAAGCUGUAAGCUUAUAAUUUGUUAACCAUCAUUUCACACAGUCAUCUUUCAUCAUCUUUACCUUUUAAAAAAUUGUUUACUGUUUUGCAGAGUUGUCGAAUCCUAUGUUGCAAGUCAGACAUUUUGCUCUUAGAAAACAUCUGGAUGCUGACUUGUAGUUUGAUAGUUUAUUACUGCCCUUUGGCUGUUGCUGCAGUAGCAGUUUCUGGCUAUACUAAAAUGUGAUUCAACUUUUAUUUUGGGGAUGAUUAGUAGAAAAAAUGAAUUAAGAUAAAAGGUGGGUUUUUUUUGCUUUUUUUUUUUUUUUAAUCCUGAUGAUGGACUCAUAGUGAUGUUGGAUGACCUCUAGCAGAUAGUUUUGGUGACUGGUAUAAAUUAUGUUCUUGGGCACUAGUUCUGUACCAGUAAGUCUCAGGCAAACUAAGAACUUGCAUAUGAAUUAAUGCAUGCAAUUAGAAUGCAUUCUCUUUACAGGGGAGCAGUUGCUUGUCAUUCGUUCCUUUAUCCAUGGAUUCCUCAAAUCUCUGGUGACCAAGCAACAUUUUUACUAUCAGAUUUUUCUAACUUAAGACUUUGAAGCAUAUUUAUUUUAUUCAGUUACAAACACAGCUCUGCUCUUGGCUUGCUUCAAUUAAAUUCUAUUCACUGUUUUAUAUAAAAUACCAUUAGGUAUUGUGUGUGUGUGUGUGUGUGUGUGUGUGUGUGUGUGAUGCCUAGUUCCUUAAAAGCCUUGGGGGAAAAGGAAUGGCAGUUUGUGUUUUCUUUUGAAAUACUUUUUUUUUUUUUACUUCCCAGAUUCACAUGCUAGCUUAUGCCUAGCUUCACGGGUGCCAUCACUGUGUUUUUUAAAUGAGCUAGCCCUUCCAGACUCCCAGCAUCCAGGAAGAUGGUCUCAUGAAACCAGACUGAAAGGAUCUCAGCAGCUCAUAACCCAGUUAGUUACAGCUUUCACAUUGAGUCAAAUUCAGAACUUUGCAAGUUGUCUAGUUUUUCACAAAACGUCUCCUGUGUUCCCCAUCCCUAGGCAGAGGUCACGAUACAAUAAAGCUGAGAAAUAAUUGUAGAUGGGAAAAGGGUUUUGUGGAAUAGGAGAUGUGGUGCUCCUUUUCCUGUCAAAGUGCUUUGUCUGCAGGAUGCCAGCCCUGCCUGUAAAACAAGAGGAAAGGAAGGGCUGAUGCUCCGCUGCUCUAGAGGUUGGCAUCUCUGGAUGGAGCGCACUCCUCCCAGAAAGCCACCAAAGCAAUAGUAACCAAUUUUCUUCCAUGCUGGCCCCCAGGAAAAAGUAAAAUGUUUGUGGGGCAGGGACAGUGUUCUGGUCACUUAUGUCCUGUCCUUGGGUUGGUAUUUGUCGUGGAGUGCACACUCAAACAUGUAAAAACAUUAAGUGAAAUUAUUGUAAUAACAAUAAAUGAAAGCAAGGGUUGGAACUGACCAGUUUCUGAUAGUAUGUCUUGUACUUGGUUUGCUAAGGCACAGAGGUUACUCUAACAACUUCUCUCAGCACUUUAUCAUGAAUUUUUCAAACAUACAGCAAAGUUUAAAACUUAGUGGACAUCUACCACCUAGAAUCUACAGUAACGUUUUUCUGUAUUUGCUCUCUAAUUUAAUAGAUACUAUUGUAUCUAGGCUGCAAGCUUUGGUUUUCCUUCUCAGUCCUAAAAUAAUUGAGCAGCUGGAAUUCAGUUUUCUUAAAUUCUUUGAGGUAACUUGUUAUAUUUGUAACUACAAUUAUAGUCCUCACUUUAAUUUUAAACUUUUGUGUAAAUGUUAGGGUGAAUUUUUAUCUUAUUUAUUUUGCCUGAAGGUUUAUUUUUAUAAUCCAUCUAUUUUGAAAGCCCUUGAUCAGUUGUGCCGAAUAUUGUAAUGGUAUUUUCACACUUGAUAACUUAUCCAAUUAAUUUCUUUAGUGAGAAUGUACUUUUGGGCCCAUUUUAUUUAUAUAAAGUUCCAAGAUUAUGUUUCCUAGGGCCUGAAGCGACUAUGUAAUUUAGCAUGUAAACCGCCAAAUUAGGAACUUAGAGAUCCUGACUGACCGUGGGCAAAUCAGUUUUCUUUGUCUUUGUGAUGUUUUAUCUACCUGUAAUGGGUGAACUAGAAUUUGAAAUUCAGAUAUUAUUAUUUAAUGGGUAACAUUUAUUAAUGCUUGGAUCUCUGUGAGAAGACAGUUUCUGAAUCAGAGAAACUUCUGUAACUGUAUGGCAGGCUAUAUGGAAUGAUAUCUGACUUUUGAAAAAAUUGAAACAUCCAGUGGUCAGAAUAUCUUAUCAGAAAACCUUCUGUUGCUCAGCAAUUAUAUUGCCUUGGAAUUUGUAAGUAGUCUUUGUAAUUCAUGUGGAUUCUGAAAUGGGUGCUUUACAAAAGAAAGUGAAUGUAAAGAAGAGCAUCAAGUGUUGGUGAUCAGAGACGGAAAAUUAGUGUUCAAUUUGAAAGAAGGUUGUACUGAAGAAACAUUGUAAGAAUUAGCCACAUUUGGUGUAGCACACCCUCCUUAAGCUGUGCUCCUGCCGGUGGCUUUGCCUCAUGCCAUCUCCCUCGGGGUCAGUGCAGUUGGACUGCAGGGCUGGCAGAGAGGGAAAGACUGGCCAAAGCAGAUCUGUAGAUCACCCUCAGAUAGGUGAGUGUGACCUGUGCCUUCUGAACCAAGCUAUGAAUGUGAAUUCAUGUUUAUCUCACAGAAGCAGCUGGAGUUUUUACUUUAAUCAUGUCCUAGUUGUUGCAAGGAUGUAACCAAAGCAGUCUUCCUUGAAUGACACCUUAUCAAAUAAAUUUAGAAGAAAACAAAUGCCAGACUGAUGUACCUUCUCCCUCUCAUCUGUUGUUAUUCCUCCAUCAGCCUGUAUAUUGCAAGGAUAUCUUUACAAAAAGAGUACUCUUGAUUAAAGUGAAAUAUCUAUUGAAAUAUGAACAGUAUCCAAGUGGUGUUUAAUAAAGUAUCCAGACUGCUUUGAUUUUGUUUUAGUGUUAUUCUCUUGGGGGACUGUGACACACUCUCCGAGGAAGAACAGUGCCAAGUGUUAGUUUUUACUUGAAAUAAAAAGAGCUAGUACUUUGCUCCAUCAGGAAAUGGUAAAUGAAGAUUGAUUCUAGUUCUUGAUUUAGGGUAUGAUUUCUGUUCUGGGGCCUUUAGGAUUACAUUUUUUGAAACAUAGUUGGGCCUAAGGAGAAACUUGCUACAGCCACCUUAGGCUCAGUGAGAAAAAGAGACUGUGAAACCAGAUUAACAGCAUGAAUUUACUUCUAACAAAGGUGAAACUUCUCAGUUCCAGGGCUGCAGCUGCCUGUUUUCUCCUUAGUUAGCAAACUCCACAAAGGGGUUUUUAAGUAAAGGCUGCAGGGGUAUUAAAAAGAUUUUAGGAAACUAUGGGGUAAUCUAUGUCUGUGUAAAAUCAACUCAAAUUCCCUGAGUGGGGGCAGAAGCUGGUAAGAUAGUAAGUGCUUU